Molecule: messenger RNA, 1212 nt
Organism: Pestalotiopsis fici W106-1
Lineage: Eukaryota; Fungi; Ascomycota; Sordariomycetes; Amphisphaeriales; Sporocadaceae
Exons: 4
Coding region: 1-1212 (403 amino acids)
Source: RefSeq, a predicted model, not a curated record
AUGGCUUCCUUCGAUAUCAAUAAUGUCCAAUCCUCUUUCCCGGCACUACAACAGGACCAAGUCUUCUUUGAUAAUGCGGGCGGAAGUCAAACUUUGGGCACCGUCAUUGACUCCAUAUACAAAUAUCUGACUACCAACAAUGUUCAGCUUGGUGCUAGCUACCGUGUUGGUAAACUGUCGACUGAGAAAUACAAUGAUGGCUUUGCUGCCGCUGCCAAAUUCAUAAAUGCAAAGGAAGACGAGAUUGUAUUCGGCUCUGCAACAACCCAGCUAUAUCGCAACUUGUCAUACUCGCUACAAUUCCAAGAGGGAGACGAGAUCGUCAUCUCCAGCAUUGAUCAUGAAGCCAACAUUGCGCCCUGGGUAGAUCUCGCCUCUCGUGAGAAGCUGACCCUCAAGUGGUGGACACCAGCCAAGUCCAAUAACCCCAAGCUCCUCCCCGAGGACCUGGACGCACUCCUAAGCCCCCGGACCCGGUUGGUGACGUGCACCCACACUAGCAACAUCUUGGGGACCAUUACGGACGUGCAAGCAGUCGCCAAAACGGUCCACGACAAGGUGCCCGGGGCUCUGGUCUGCGUCGACGGCGUGGCGUAUGCGCCGCACCGUCCGCUCGACGUGGCCGCCCUCGGCGUCGACUUUUAUUGCUUCUCGUGGUACAAGGUGUACGGCCCACACAUAUCCAUGCUAUAUGCGUCGCGGAAGGCACAGGACUCGGGGGCCAUGCGGUCGCUGGGCCACUUUUUCAAAAAGGGCGAGACCCUCGAGGAGAAGCUCGGCCUCGCCGGCGGCUCCUACGAGCUACUGCAGUCGGUCCCCGCCGUCCUCGCAUACCUGGGACCCGGGACCGGAUCGGCAACCUGGGACGGCGUCCGGGCGCACGAGGCCGAGCUGCAGCAGACGCUGCUCGAGUACCUCAACGCGCGCAACGACGUCACUGUGCUCGGCGAGACGAGCGCCGAUCCGGCCGUCCGGGUGCCCACGGUCAGCUUUGUGGUCAAGGGCUGGAACUCCCAAGAGCUCGUCGAAAAGGUCGAAAAGGACGGCAACUAUGCGUUCCGCUGGGGAAGCUUCUACUCCAACCGCCUGGCCCAUGAACUGUUGGGCUUGGAAAGUGACGGGGUUGUGCGGAUCAGCAUGGUGCAUUACAACACUGUGGAGGAAGUCAAGGGUAUUAUAAAAGCCAUCGACCGAGUCAUAUCGGCAUGCUAA